Messenger RNA from Tinamus guttatus (white-throated tinamou), 13170 nucleotides. The record is from RefSeq and is a predicted model, not a curated record. NCBI's taxonomy places the organism in Eukaryota, Metazoa, Chordata, Aves, Tinamiformes, Tinamidae.
CCACCCGUGGGCCACCACGGCCCGUUGCCAGCCUACAAGGGCAGGAGUGAGCAUCCUGCUGAUCUCAAUGGUGCUCUCGCGUCGUCUGGUGCUAUCGACCCAAACCCAAGCACUUUCCCAGAAAACCAAGCUGUUUUUCCGUCUAGUUUACACUCGCCCAGCGUGCCAAAGCCAGUCGGUAAGAGGCAAGCCUCGUCAAAAGACAGUGUCCCUAGCCCGCGGCUACUGGUCCAGAGUAGCCCUCUUAGAAGGAAUAUGCCACCGAACUCUCUCUCCCAAGUGCACUUUCAGAACAAAGUCUAUUGCGGUUCCCCGGCGGGCAGCGUGAGCGCAGGAUCCGUGCCUUUCGACACAAGCAUUCCCACUACACCGCCCACCCACCCCAGGCUUGUGCAAGCCUGGGACGGUGCCACUAAGGCGUUUUCUCCCGUGGACCAGAAUUCAGCACCUUAUCCAAACCCUGUUGGAAACCAGUUCUCAUUCGAGUGCCAGCCCGGCCCCGAGCAGAGGCAGCACAGGCAGAAAAACGCCCGGAUGCCUUGGCAGCAGAUACACCUCGCUCCUGCAAUGCCCGCUCAGAACAGGAUAGAGCUGUCGAGACAACUCAGCGGCCAGAAGCUCCCUUUCGCCCUUGGCACGUCCGAGUGGCAAGGGAGCGUGAAGGCCCAGAAAAGCGCCCCGCUAAGCAGCUCCCCCGGGUACCACGGCAAAAAGCUCUUGGGCGGAGAGGGCCUCGGGGCGCAGCGGGGUGAGCCCGGCCGGCAGAGCUGCGGUUCGGCGAGCGCUUUCUCCUUCGAAAGUGGGAAGGACCCGGGGUCUCCCGCCUGUGACUCAAGAAGCAAAGCCCUCUUCUACGGCAUGGGCCAAGCAGGGCCUCCUCCUCCCUCCAGGAACUCAUCCAGCUCGGCCUUGGCCUUGCCGCCGUCAGCCUUGGUGGCUGCGUCCCCGUGCGAGUCCCCGCUGCCUUCCCCUGUCCCCAACCCCACGUGCAGCAGCACCUGCUCCUCUCUGUCCCCCAUGUCGAGCAGCCCGCUCAACCCCAGCUUUGAAGACAGCCAGAUGUCUGGAGCACUUACCCCUUCUCCCUUCUUCCAUCAUCCCUGUCAUCCCAAGGAGAGCAACAAAACCUUCCACCCCGCCGAUGUACUGAGUUCGGGCUCGCUUCAUUACCACCCAUCAGACUCUGUCAAGUCCUUCCACUUCCCUCCCGACACCCUGAAGGAUGACAGUCUCCUCAAAUGCACCCCAGAGAGCCCAUUCCACAAGCCCAGCAUGGAGGUGGCCAAAGGAUGCCUCGACGGUCUCGAAGGGGAGCCGCCUCCGCCGCCUUAUUCCUCCCAUCACCUGCUGGCCACCUCGCUCAGCAGCGCCAGCCUGGACCAGCUGGACGUGCUGCUGACCUGCAAGCAGUGCGACCAGAACUACAGCAACCUCUCGUCCUUCCUGGAGCACCGGCAGUUCUGCGGCUCACACGCUGCUUUCCAGGGCGAGCCCAAGGACGCUCCGCGGGCCGCGGAGUGCAGGAAAACGCUCCCUCCCGAAGCCGCAAAGCACUCGCACGCCGGAGCCAACCUGGCGCUUUCGCCCGACCCCCAGGCACAUCUGAUGGCUCUAAACAAAAGCGACGAUUUCCUGCUGGAGGGGGAAAGCAAGAGCGACGGCAAAGAAGAUGCUCUGAAGGGCAACCUCUUCAACGGCCUGACCACAACCUCCUUGCCACUUACCGCGUCUGACUUGGAAAUCGAUGAUGCCAAGCUGGACAGUCUGAUCACAGAAGCCCUGAACGGCCUGGAGUACCAGUCAGAUAAUCCAGAGAUUGACAGCAGCUUUAUCGACGUGUUUGCCGAUGAGGAGCUUACGUCCGUGAAGGCGGCUGGUAACGGGCUGUCUCACAAGACAAAAGAAGCCUCCGAGAACAAAUCGAAGCACCCGGGACCCGAGGAGAAGGCAGCAAGCCAGCCCAAGGCCAGCUGUCAUUAUGAAGACAGCUGUCCUCGAGCGGAACAGGCUCGGAGAAGAACAGGAAAGCAGCACGUUCACAAGGGCAGAGCGGGCCGCAGGGCGCUGGGCCACGAGGCCGAGCGGCAGGAGAAGCCCCACACGCCGGAGCCACCUCGGAGCGAAUCUCCGGGUCAGGCAGCAUCCCGGGAAGAGCGACCCGACAAAACAGCCAGGCUGAGGGUGGGGAGAAAGAACAGCAGCGGCUGCAUUCCAGCCUCAAACCAAAAGCAGCCCAGAAAGGCUGGCCAGGAGACUCACGCCAAGAGCGACGUUGGGCCGAGUGUUGCCACCAAGAGCUCCAAGCCGCCCCGGUUCUCCAUGAAGGACAUGAAGAAGCGGAAGGCACGGAGCGGGACGUGGAGCAAGGAGCUCAUUCACAAAAUUGUGCAGCAGAAGAACAAGUUCCACAAGCUGCACGUGAAGAGCAACAAGCACAUGCAGUUCUCCUUGGUCACCGAGAGACUGACGCCAGCUGCCAAAGAGGAGAAAUUUCAGGAGUACGACUACAUUUCAGACUCGGAUGACGACGGGGCAGAGUGCACCAAACUCCAUGGGAGGAAAAGGCGGGGAGCAGGAUUUAUUGGGAGGUCCAAAUACAGCUUUAGCAAGAAACGGCCCGGAAGGAGUGAAAGAGCCAAAGAGAAAGAUCCCGCCCAAAGCUACAGCCAAAAAAGAGAGAGUCAGAAAAGAGAGACCCAGGAGCACAGGAGGGUUCCUGAUAAGGAGGCCUCCAAGAAGGAGGAUUGUGCAACCAGAGCACGAAGACGGAGCAGCCAGUCGUCUACUGGCAGCAAUCAGAGCGUGAGCGUGUCCAGUGAAACUGGCCCCAGCCCUCGCGGCGCUGAACGGGCUGAUUCGGACAGCGAGAAGGGCAGCGUGCAGGCGAGAAGGCACUCGGAUAGUUCGGAGCACACACCAAGGACCCCGCUCGGCCUUCACGAGGACAGCAGCCCCAAGGAGAGCCAUAAAAGCCAAGAAGAGUUUUCAAGAGGAACCAAACGGUUUGGCUCAGCCAAAUUUUUGCUAGUAGGCUCCAGGACGCAUCCAAGCACCAAGCCAGAUGUUCCUCUGACAGACUUUGUGAAGGAGGACCACCUACCGCAGGCCCAGGAGAAGCAGCUCCCCAGCACAGACACAUUUGGCAGGAGUCCCACUAGACCCUCCUGUAAGGACCAUGCAGAUGAGCCCAAGGGAGCAGCAAGCCAUGCAGGUGAGACAGGGAAAAGUAUUCUGGAGGCUCAGGAGUCCCCUGAGUUGGCAAUGGUCAACCACGGGCAUCCGUUUGCACCCUACACUGAUGAUGCUCUGAAGUAUCCUGCAGAAGAGCUAAUUGCUCCAUCCCAUGUCAGUAGUGAAGCCAGUCCUGGCAACGUGAGCGCCGCCUACCCAGAAGCCAACGUCAAAUACUUGAAGGAGCGAGGGCUCUGCGACAGUCGGAAGGACUAUCCGGCUCCUGUCGCCCCAUAUGGGGGGGAUGCUGUUGGGAUGAUGCUUGCUGGCAAAGUGCCUGAUACGUAUGUGAACAGUGACAACACGUUUUUCAAUCACAAAGGCCUGCCCGGUCACUACGAGUCCAACCUCUUCUCAAAGCCCCCAGCCUUGGCUUCCUCACACACUGGUGAUAUGUACUUAUGCCGCGAUGACAUUAGUAGCGGCUCCUUCGAGCAGAAACACGCCAAUAUCUCCCCCUACGCAGCAGAAAACCCACAGGCCAAGGUCUCCUCCCCUCUCAGCUUUGAUUCCUCUUCGAUAUUUGGAGAACUCCCUGUCACCGAGUUCGAUCCGCCGUUAUACGAAAGCGUUUCUGCAAGCAAAGAGAGUUACGUGACAACAUUUGCCUGCCCUGGCAAUGCACCCAGCAAGUCACUGCCAUUUGAGCAGCCGUAUCCGCCGUUUAUGCAGGAGAAAGACUGGACCCUCAUGGAGGAGGUGGCUCCGAUGUUGCCAGAAGACGUGACUCAGUUCCACAACCUUUCAACGGAGAAGCCACUGGCCAAGAAAUUCCCUGAUGAGGGACCUGUCCCUCCCAACCAACUGUCUCUGCCGCUGUCAGACAGGAUAACAGAUUAUAACGUAACUUUUAUGAACAACAUAUCAGACGAUGAACUGGAGAUCAAGCGGUUGGUUACGGAACUGGAAAGUCAGCUGCAGACGGGCAAAAUGAAUAACGAGGCGUCUGCUGCUCUGCAGAAACCUGAGCAACACAUCACUGCACAGCUGCGAGGACAGGCAGAUGAGCAGUUUCCACCCCUGCCUGUUGAUCAAGAGCCUGGUCAUGAGAAAGGGCUGUUUUUGGCAGACGACCUUGGGAGUCCAAGCCUUCUAGCCACGAAAACCUGUGCUGGCGAAAGGCUGGGGAGCGAGAAACCCGGUGUUGCCGAUGCCCACGGCGACUACGAGAGCCCCAGGGAGCCCUGGCCCUGCCCUGUGGAGUUCAGCUCCCUGGAAGCAGGGAUGUGCACGCCAGGCUCUGAGGACUCCCUCUCUGUGGACCAUUUCUGCUCCAAAGAUGCCAACGAUCAAUUCCAGGGAGCUGAAACUGCCAAGGAAAAUGAUUCCGGAAAGAAGGAAAAGAAGUCGUCCUCCCAGAGCCUGCCUGACUCACAUACAGACAAAAUAGAGGCUCCAAUGUAUACAGACCAUAUGAUAAAAACCCCUCUGGUUGUCACUGACCCCUUGUUCCCUAAGACUCUAGAGGCAGCUGAACUAAACAAAGAAGAUAUUCUACCGUCCCUGCCAUGUAAACAUGGUGCUGAGAACUUCCCCGUGGCUGGAAAAACAGAUAAAAACUUUGAUGAUCCUGCAGAGCUGGAGAAGUUUGAUACACAUCUUCCAACCCUUAAACCUGAAUUUGGCUUUGAGCAGCAGCCAGCCCCAGCCUUGGAUCUCGCCUUUUCAUCUUGCAUCAAAGAGGUCCCGGAUGCAGAAGAAGGAGCUUUAAGCAAGUCCGAGUCACCCCGAGCGGGGAAAAGAGCAGUGUCCCUCACAGGGGAGAGCGGUGGGCCCGUGUCACUGGAAGAGAUGGAGGAGAGCAAGAGCAGCACAGCCUUCCCAGCCCCUGCCACCAGCGACAAAGCCAGCAAGCAAAAAGUGCUGUUGCUCGACAUGCUGAGCCUGCCCAAGGAGAGCGACGGGGGCUCCAAGGAGAGGGUGGCUUCCCAGGAGAACCCGCUGCAGCAGCUCCAGCUCUUCGUCGCCCGGACUGUGAAGAACAACGAGGAGGAGCUGCUGCUGCCGUGCUUCCCCGUGCUUCUUGCUCCCAACCACCCGCAUCCCAACGCCAGGGUCCAGCCGGAGCGGAGAGAGGAGAGCAGGGACAACUCGGAAAGUGAAAACGGGACAGGCUGUGCUGCCCAUGGGGAGGGGGAUGUCCCCGCUGGAGGCGAGGCAGAGGGCAUAGCUACCCCGUCUAAAGAGGCUGCAGUCUUCUCAGGUGCGUGUGAGCACCUGGAAUCAUUCAGUGAAAUGGACUCCUACAGUGCAAAACAAUCCACAUUUGUGAGCCUGGAGCUGCAAAAUAAUGUAACGGAGCUGCAGCACUUAGCAAAUGAACAUGCAGAGCAGGAUGACAUUAAUAUCCAUGCAGAUGGUGUUUCCCAAGAGCGUAAUGACCUCUCACCACUUCACAACACGGUGGUGACCCCAUUGCCAGGGCAGGGAAAGAAAGCUGAUCAGCUUGUGGAAGAGCAGGAGCAAGAUAAAAACAAAGCGACCUUGGCAUUUAAAAAACAUGAGCAAUCCCUUUUAAGCCAUAGUUCACUUGAGAAAGAAGCGUUGGGCAGCGCGGCAGCAGGGAGGCUGGAAACAAGUGAGGCUGAAUGUAGAUCCUGGUGCGAGGGAUCUAGCCAGGAUGCGCAGGCAUUAGGCUCCAUAAAAACCAAACGGAUCAGAUCCGGGAAUCAUCAAGCAGGGCAUGGGACACAGCCCCUCUGCGGUGCAUCUGGGAGUCCUGCCAGUCCACUGAAUCCCUCAGAUGAUCUCCACCAGGAUCAUCAUUUGCUGCAGGGCACAAAAGCCUGCAGAGCAAAUGCUAAGGUUCCCGAAGAAGGGAAUGGCCAGAAAAGGUCCCUCGGGGGCUGUCACUACACGAGUGAGUCCCAGACCAGCCUGUCCUUGCAAACAAACUUGUCUCAGUCUAAAUACUUGCAAAGCGGUGGUGAAGGAGGAGAGUUCCCCAGCUUCAGCACAAGGUUAACAGGGGACAAUAAAUACAGUGUGGAGGCUUCAUCGAGUCCCCAGAAACUGCUUGUCAAGGGCUGCUCGCUUCCCUGCUUGCCGCCUUUCAACCAAAAGGAUGUUAGGAAUGAGGUACCAGAAAGCCCUCGUGCCACAUCAGGCCCUCAUUUUAAAGAAACCCAAGCACACACCAACACAGACACAAUUACUAAUUCCCAGUCCGCUCCUCCAGAAACCCAAGGUUACCCAACGCUGCCCACGACAGAUCUUCUGCUGGUUAGAGAAGGAGAGGUAAACUUAAAUGAGAAAGAGCUUGAGAACUGCCCUCAAGAGGAAAGUAACCCUCAGAAUGAACCAGAGGCUUUGCCCAGUGGUUCGGUUGCUCAGCAGAUACCACCUCCUGUCAGCAACAGUCCUGCAAGGAUUGCAGAGCUCAGUCCUCCUAAACUAAAUUCCCACCAGGCAGCAGAGGUGAGACCUGGUGAUCCUUCCGAAACUAUGGAGCAUGGAGGAAAGAACUUAAAAAGUGAGAAACCCAAAAACCGUGGGGCUGAGCGUGGCGGAGAAGCUGGGAGUUGCAUGUUAAAUAACAUGGGUCAAGGGGAGGACAACAUGUUCACUGGUCUUCCAAACGCUUCCCAAAAUGAACUUCUGAAAGAAAAGAAGCCAACUGGGCUCCAGGUCACCUGUGAUAUUUGUUCAGCCUCUUUCCGGUCCAAGCCUGGCCUGACCAGGCACAAAGCUGUCAAGCAUCAGGUAAAGAAUAGCGGCAUAUCACAGGCAAGCAAAACUCCUGAGUCAGAUUUAAUUCCAGAAGACAAAGCAUCAAAAGUGGCCAGAAAGGUCCCUAGAAGGACCCUAAAGACUUCUGUCAAAGAGAAAAUCUGCAGCUCUCCAGUGCCAGACACCGCUGUUGAGUGCACCCCCAAGAAAAUAGGCCCAGGCCUGGAGAAAGAACCCAAUGCUCAGAUGCAAGAAGUAGUGAGCAGAGUGCUCAGUGACCUCAGUGUUAUUUCCUUUGAGAUGUCCCAGGAGCUUCAUCGCACGGGUGUUCUGAGCAGAGAGAUGAAGGCAAAGUAUCAGCGCUCGGAGACGAGGGGAGCGGGUGAGGCAGAGGCUGAAAAGCUGCAUCCUGGAAAGCAAGCCAGGAAGGGAGAAAAGGGCAGAAGGAACCAAAGCAAAGAUCCUGCAGGAGCAAACAGCAAUCCUGACAAAAAGCUCAACAGGAAAGUGAGACGAAGGAAAGCAAAGCUGUUUCCCAACAGAAAUGAGCCUGAUGGUCCCUCUGAGCUGGAGAAUAACGUGAAUUUGGGUCCUUCCCCUGUCGGCCUCAGCAGUGUUAGCUCCAGUUUGUCCACUACAAUUGAGGGUUUGCACGAGCCAGGCAGCUGCAUCUCAACAGAGGAACAAAAUCAGCCCGCAAAAUCCUCACAAAAAGUGAGACAGUGCCCUUGUGCAGUAGAGGACCCGGGCAAUAGGAUGGAGUCUUCAAAGGAAAUGGUCAGGAAGGAGUCAAUGAAGGGCACAGUUGCUUGUCCUACGGAGGUGGAAGAGCCAAGUGGAGUGGAAAACCCAGAGGCUUGCAAGAAAUGGGUUGUGAAGCAAGUGGAGAAGGGAUUGGGCAAGGUAGGCAAGGAAUGGCACCUCCAUGGCGAGGGCGCAGAUGAAAUGAACACUGAGACAAAGGACAGUUGCGCAGGAAACAGCCGUGCUGGGAGUCAGAGCAGUGCCCUGCAAAGUCCCACGGGCCCCGCUGAAGAGCAGCUGCCGCUGGAAAAGCGGGAUUUGGAAACCAUGCAGAAGGCUCCUGCGCAAGACACAACGCAGGGCACUUGUGGUGCCAGCUCCCCCUCCGGAGAGACCAAGCGCUGGGUGAGGGGAGACCUGCAGCAGGACAAAGAGCCCUGCAUGGACAGCGCGGCCGUCGCGGACCUCCAGAGCCUCUUUGAUGAUGACUCCACGUUCUCCCAGCUGUUUCCACGGGACGAGCAGUUCAUCCGCAGGAAGUGCACACGCGUGUACGGAAAGCGCGCCAAGAAACCCAAGCCUGUCACCGAGGUGAACAUCCGCCCAGCGGGUGCCGUCGACCUCUUCACUAUCCGCUUAGCUUCUGACCUCAGUGAAACCAACUCUUUCUGUGUCACCAGGGAGGAUCCGUGCGAAUACGAAACCAUCUCCAUCGACGAUGCCUUAAUGCUGAACAUGUGUCACAGCAGUAAGGCGAAGAGCGGAGAAGCUGUUCCCAGUGCAUCUAAAAAUACUGCGCUGGGGUCAGACUGUGAGAAGAUCAACCAAGAGAAGGAGGUCAUUGACCUCGAAGAUAACAACGUGCUAAAUUUCUUGUGCCAAAACAGCCAAGUGGAGAAUGUUCCCAGCUUGAACCUUUGGGGCUGUCUGGAGAAGGAGGGAGAAAGCAUCUGCGCUGAGGACAUGUUUGAGGCUCCAAUGGAGCUUGAGAAUGAGCACUCGCUAGGAGAAACGAGCUCAGAACCUCCCGACCUGGCAGAGGAGCCCUUCGAUGGCAAGGUGAGCGAGGACGAUUCGGACUCUCCUGAGUUUCACACAAUUGACGUUGAGAUGCUGAAUGCAAAGCUAAAAAUGAGGGACGUGUGUUUCUUUGGCCCUUGUGAAGAUCUUCCUGGCCAUACUGAUGAAAAUGCCGUGAGUUUCAAGCAGAAGCCAGAUCAGCACAGCAAACACAGCAGACACAGGCUAGAAGAUGGGAAGCUGGGGAAAAACCGCAGCGAUGUAAACAUCAAGACCAAAGACAAGCAGUACAAAUGCAAAGUGUGUUUCCAGUGGUUCCUCACAUUAGGGGAACUGGACUUCCACAAGCUCACCCAUAACCCUUCCCCACCUCCUACCUGCUACAUGUGUGUCCAGCGCAAAUUCAGCUCUCGGGAGCAGCUGAGGGACCAUUUGAAAGAGAAGCAUGCCAAAAACAAGGCUGGCCUGUGGGCUUGCGGGAUGUGCCUGAAGGAGAUUUCCGACGUGUGGAUGUACAACGAGCACCUCCGAGAACAUGCCACCCAGUUUGCUCGGAAAGGGCAAGCGCAGAAGUCCGUGAUGGGCCUGCCUGCCUGCUUUGGUGAGGACAGCGCCGCUGUCACCCACUUCCUCAACACCAUCAUGUAUCGGAGACCCAGCAAGUCCUCCAGGCACGCUGACUCCAGCAACAAGCAUCCAGGUAGCAGGGAGAACAAGAGCCCCAAAGAGCUGCCCCUUGAGCAGGAGGCCCCAGUGAUGAAAGACCCUUUGGAAAGCAACGUCAAGGUCAAGCCAUCUACACCCAGCUCUUCCAAAGCAUGUGCCAGUCCAUCUCCUGACCAUAUGGCAAAAAGCGAAAGCUCCCCCAAAAGCGUCCCCAUGCAUCCAGACUGCAAGGAUCCUUCCAGAGACUGUCAUCACUGUGGGAAACAGUUUCCCAAACCCUUUAAGCUCCAGCGGCACUUAGUAGUGCACAGUUUACAGAAGAUCUACUUGUGCCACAAGUGUCCGAUGUUCUACCAGGAGACCAAAGAGCUUCGAAACCACCUCAGCCAGGAGCAUGGGAUCCUGGAGGAGCAAGAGAUCAAGCACACCACCCUGUAUGCAUGCGAGCUCUGUGCAGACGUCAUGCACGUUAUCAAAAAGUCCUUCAUAUGCAGCAUGUGCAACUACACGUUCUCCAAGAAAGAGCAGUAUGACCGGCACAUGGAGAAGCACCUUGCAGGAAGCAACAAGACCUUCAAAUUCAGAGGGGUCAUGAGGCCCGGCGUUGCCUCCAGAGAGGGCAGGGAGAAGGUUAAAGAGGAAGGCUCCCUCCUGGAGCCACCAAACAAGAAAAGGAAAGUUGUUCAUCGUAGCAGCUCACUGCCACGUAGCUCUCCGGUGCCUCACCUGGACCACGCGAGUGACCUGCAAAUGGCAGAGGUUGCAAGUCCCAGCCUGCAAGCUCCUAGUGAGCCUUUCCCUCUAGCAGCUUGUGAGCCAGGAGCACCUCUACCCCAAACCUCUCUGAAAACAGAAGACCUGGUGGGUGAUUUCUCUGAGCUCCUUGCAGAGAUGGAGAAAUCUCAGUUUGAUGCCCUGCCUCCGCCACCCUGUCUCUCGCCGUCUUUGCCACCAGCUGCCACAAGCAGUCCAGAGCUCGGCCACGUCACCACCCUAUCCAUUGAGGAACUGGAGAAAGGAGCGUUUGAUGGGAAACCGCUUCCUUUCUUGGACUCACCCGAGUUUAAUAUUGAUCUUGCUGGGUUAGCCUGUAACCAGGUAGCGGAUGAAAAACUGUCUCCUCCACGUCUUACUGAGAAACGUGGCAAUGCCAAUGCCCAUAAAAAAGCAAACUUAGGCAGCAAAGAUGAAUAUGUAACGGGCAUCCUGGAAAAUCCCGAUGCCACCACCGGCGCUGGGAAUGAGGUCCCAUUUCUUCAACUCGCCAAGAAGGUCCCAUCACCAAGAGCAGAGGCUCCUCAGGCCAAAGAGACCAACAAAUCACUGUGGAGUGCAAACGAUGGCCCUUCUUGGGAAGGAGCAUCUAAAGCCACUUCUUCCGAGGCUGUCCACCACCCCGUGAAGGACAAGGCGGUGUCACCCGUGCUGAACAAGGCUACCAAAGAGUUGGCCAUGCAGAAGAAAGCUGCAGGUGGCCAGGCCAGCAGCGACGCUCCUCCCAACGCUGCCAGUCCUGGGAGGAGCGCCGAGGAGAGCCCGAAAUCCAGCACACCCAAGGAAAAAGCUGUGCCCGAGGCGGGCGCCUGUGCCAAGGAGAGCAGCGCUAACGCCAGCGGCAAGGAGCAAGGCGCCAACGGGGGCAAGUCCAGCGGCCACCACGUCAAAGGAGAGGCGGCCGGCAACGCCGCGAGGCACGCGGACAAGCCGGCUCUGAGCGCACCGGGCAAGCUGCACCCAAAGAAGAGGAAAGAGCACAAGUCCUUGAGCCACCGGGGCAGCUCCGGCUCCCGGGAGAACAUCGAGGGAGACGGGAAGAAGAAGAAAGCCCGGACACCAGGUCCGGGCAGGAGCGAGAGCGCCGGCGAGUUCAAACACGCCGACUGGACCAACGCUGAAGCUUCUGCCCUCUCCCCGGGGAGGAGGGAAACGCACUGCAACAGACUGAUUCCCAAGCCCAAAAUGGCAGGAGUGGGCAACCAGCUGAAGAAGAUGGUCCUGGACACCUACAACCAGAAGAAGGUGGAGAUCCGUCACGCCAACGGGGACGUGAAGCGCAAGAAGGCCAUCCUGGGCAAGAGCUUCCACCAGGUGCUGGCCAAGGGGCCGGCGUCCUCCCCGCGCGGCUCCCUGCACCGGCCGCGCGCGGCGCGGGGCGCGAAGCCCGCGGAGCCGGCGAGCUUCCGCACCGCCGAAUCCCAGAACCAUCUGCUCAGCCAGCUCUUCGGGCAAAAAUUAACUAGCUUUAAAAUUCCUUUAAGAAGAGAUACUUCAGAGUAAUUUAUGAAAGUGACUUAUGGUGAUCCUCAGCUGCUUUCAUGGGGUUUGCAAGGGAAAAAUUAUCAAAGCAUUAAAUUCGUUUGUGUAGCAUGAUUUUUCUGUCUAGCUUAAAUGAACUUGCACUGCAGCCUCUGUGAAAUAGUUUGCUUUGUGUCUACUAAUCUACUUUAAUUCACCUGAUUUAUCAUGCAAAUGCUAGAACUUUGAUGUUGCUGAUGAUUUUCAUGAACUGAAAUUGUAAUCGCUUUGGGCAGGCUGAAUCGUCGAGAGCAAUUGCUUUAUUGCAGAAGUGCUGAGGUUAUAAGGAUACUUGCAAAUCUCAGACCCUUUUGAGACUGUGUCUGUGUUAUCUUUGUACAAAGUACUUGAAGAGAUGAACUUCAUUCCGUAGACGUCUUAUUCAUAAGGUGCAGUACACUGUAGAAAGCAAAUUUUUUUUUUUUUGAAGAUUUUGCACAAAUAAUCCUGUACAAUUCAUUUAAUUGGGAGCCGGCCUAAGAGAUGAUACAAUUAAAAAAAAAUUAAAUUAAGAAGCGAGUGGCCCAUAUUUUGACAGCCAUCCCUAUGAAUUUGUUUCUACAUUGUCAAGCGAAUAACGAGCCAGCUUUGACGCUGCGUGGGCUAUUCGAGCGUUCCCGACGUUGCUGCCGUUCUUUGACCACUGUAGCUGAUGUAAAUGGAGGAAAGCCAAGAGCGCGAGCAAACUGCACCUUGACACUUGUGACAAACUCUUUUUGUAGUGUUUUUUUAAUUGUUAUUUUGUCUUUUUUUUUUUGUUUCGUUCUUGGUUUGUUUUUGUUUUGCGCAAUGACAAAACUGUGCCAAUUUACCACACCAGAAUGGUACUGUCCGAGUGCCCUCAACGGUAUAACUUCUAACCUAUCUUACUGUAUUGAGUUAGUGGCUAUAUAGGUAUCCGCUUUUUACUAUGCAGUUACUGGUGCUAUUUUUAUUUUGUAAUGUGAAUACAGACUUCCUUGAUUGAAAAAAAUAAAGGGAACCGAUAGGAAGUAGCAGUUACCUGUAAAAGAAAACAAAGCAGGAAAAAAAUAAUCAAACUUUAAGGAAAAAAUCCUGUAUGCUGGUACUCCAUAGUGUUGGAAAGGUUACGUCACGUUAUACAAGCACGUUAUACAACCGAACUUUUGAACCGGAAAGAAAUCUCAGGUGCAAACGAGGACAUGGAAGAUAACUAAAUACUAUUGAAUACUCCCACGUCAAGGAGGUGAAGUAAUGCACUGAUGUGAUAUGAACAGUCAGAGUACUUUGCGUCUGUCCUGCAAUUUUUUUUUUUGUUUUGGAUUUAAAAGGAAAAAAAAAGAGGCUUUAUUCUGUUAAUAUGUAUCUUUACAAACCUUUGUAUUGUAUAAAAAUAUUGUAGGUAAUUUACCUUGGGUGCAAUGUGUUAUGUCAAAAGUUUUUAUUUUGAUAUUUUGUCAGAGAAGCAGAGAGAGAGCAGGAAACGCCUUUUUAUGAUGUCGUAUGUGUGCUUUUAAAGUGCCUCUUUAAUAUUGUUAAAUAAAGUAUGAGAUGAAAAUAUGGGGUGGUACUGUAAAAUCAUAC